AUGAUCUUUUCAAUAGGCCUGCUUGUCGGAAAGACAUCUUCUCAGAAUCAGGUCCGGCAUCAUUCGCACCAGGCCUUUUACCGCCUUGCCGUGACUCAAUAUCUCUCACACGUCUUCGCCCAACCCGACCGCCUCCUUCACAUCCAAGCCUACCUUCUCCUCGCAAUGCACGCAAUCUACUCCCCCUCUACGGAGCGCAUAAUCUCCAUCGCUUCGGCCACGAUGCGCUAUUGCAUCAUGGCCCAACUCCAUCUCGCCGACGCAGAACCUUCCCCUCCACUGGACGUAGCCACCAGAAUCCGCGUACAAAUGCGCCGCCGCGUUUUCUGGUCCGCGUACACUCUGGACCGCGCCGUCAGCACCAUGUUCGACCUGCCCUUUUCUGUCCCAGAUUAUCAAAUUACGGUGAAGAUGUACGCAAACGUCGAUGAAAUGGACCUCGAAGCUACCUGUGGCACCUCAUUCCCCCUGGAUCCAUAUCCAGACACCCCGCGGCUCACAAGUGUCUCCGCGGCCAUUCAUGUGGUCUACUGCAGACGAAUUCAAUCCGAAAUUCUCAACACUACCCUUCAUCGUGACUUUUCGGCGCAAUUUGAUGGCUUAUCACAUUGGCGUCUACGGGUGCUCCAGAAACUUCAUAGAUGGAGAGCGCUGUGCCAUCAGUACGCCGACAAAAGGUCGAAAAACUUUACGAGUAGCGAGUGGUUGCACAUGAUUUACAACUACAGCCUCGCGAUGCUGUAUCAGCCCACGAAGACGACAGUGACGGGGCCAGCAGGUGACUGGACGGUAAAGUCAUGCGUUCAGGCAUGUCUGAUAUUCCGCAAGUUCCAGCGGGAGACACCCAUUACCGAGCUAUGGCUGGGCCUCAUCGCACAGUUCAAGUGUGGUGUUGCACUGCUGUACUGCUUCUUUGCUACGCCACCACACCUGAGGACUGCCGCAUAUCAACUCCCAGACACUUCAGAGGCCGUCAGAGCAUGUAGCAUAAUUCUUGCAGUUCUUGCUGAGCGGUGGCCUCAGAGCAAAUGUCUCCGAGACGCUUUUGACAUCCUGGCUCGCGAAAUUCCGCUCUUUGAAUCAUCAAUAGAUGUUGAGGUAUUGGGCUCGCGGAAGAUGAGACAAGAGUCGGCCGAUGCUCUCAAGGCGCUCAUGGUCCAGCUCGAGAUCAUUGUAGUGCACCGCAACACGCUACGAAUGAUCAACGAGAUGGCCCAAGACGAGUUUCCUCGCCCACCACCAGAAGGAGCAAGGCCGAAAACACAAGCAGUGGCCCGCGCAGAUACCACGGCUCAGCCAGUCGAAGAAGACUCCCCGUCUUGGCGAACAAGCAUUACUGGUGACAUGUUCCAGCCCAUUACGCCUCACUUCUUCCAGUCGAACAUAUCAGAUCUUGGCGCAGAGGUGUUUGACUAUGCUAUGCUCGGCUUUCCUGGCGAGUUCGAUCUCUUUGAUGGAUAA
Molecule: messenger RNA, 1461 nt
Organism: Colletotrichum spaethianum
Lineage: Eukaryota; Fungi; Ascomycota; Sordariomycetes; Glomerellales; Glomerellaceae
Product: pyrimidine pathway regulatory protein 1
Exons: 1
Coding region: 1-1461 (486 amino acids)
Biological process (GO): DNA-templated transcription; positive regulation of transcription by RNA polymerase II
Molecular function (GO): zinc ion binding; DNA-binding transcription factor activity, RNA polymerase II-specific; sequence-specific DNA binding
Source: RefSeq, a predicted model, not a curated record